AUGGGAUCCUGUCAAUUAUUGUCAAAUCUUUUGAAAUUAAAAAGCCUUCUAAUAACUCAUCAUAAUACAAUUGAUAUUUGUCAUGGGACAUGUAAUAAUAAUAAUAAUUUGAAUAUUGUUUAUCUUCGUUAUACAAUUGGUACAGUUAAAAAUUUACGAUCAUCAGUUUUUUCUUGUUUGAAAAAACUUGAAAAUCUUGAUAUAAGUAAUGGCAGCCUCGAAAUCAUUGAAAAUGGAGCAUUUAUUGGACUUGAGAAACUCAAAAGUUUAACAUUGUCAUCGAAUAAAUUGACACAUAUUGGUCGAAAUAUUUUUGAAAAAUUAAUAAACUUAAAUUCUCUUAUACUGAGAAAUAAUAAAAUUAACAAUAUUGAUGAUAAAACAUUUGAUAAACAAACAUUAUCAACUUUAGAUUUGAGUUACAAUGAGUUAAAAUUUAUAAGUAAAUAUACAUUUUAUGGUGUCAAAUGUAAAUGGUUGGAUUUAUCAAAUAAUAAAUUAACAUCUAUUGAACCUGGUUCAUUUAAAAAUAUAAAUCUUGACAGUCUGUAUGUAGGAAAUAACGAUAAACUCAUUGAAAAUUAUGAUGCUUGGAAUGUUGAUGAAUCUAAAAUACAAACUGAUUGUAUUAUUCAAGGUAUAUUAAUGAUUUGUACAAAAUUAAAUUCUUUAUCAUCAGUUCACGUUAUAAUACAUGAUUUUUCACCGGAUUUUUCAUUGCCAAGUAGCAAACUCGAAUUAUCUGGAAUAUCAUCAAUUGGUAGAAAUGCAUUCAAAAAUUCAAACGUCAAUGUCUAUUUUAGAAUAUUAGAAAUACAUUAUACUGGAAAUCAUGAAUUUAUUAUUUAUCCUGAAUCAUUUGAGAGUUUAAUGAACUUGGAAGAUUUGAUUCUGAAUGUUGGAGCAACAACAUUGACAAGCAAUUUAUUUGAUAAGCUAAAAUCACUCAAGUAUUUAAAAAUUCAAGUCAUAGAAACUAUUCAAUAUCUCAGUCAAGUAUUGAUAAAUCUUAAAAGUCUAAGAACCUUGGAAAUUAUUGGUAAUAAAACUGUUGGUAUUUGUCAAAAUGUAUAUUCCAAAAAUAUAUCAAAUUCAAUAGUAGAUAUUCGUUAUGUAAGUGGUGAAAUUAAUGAAUUACCAGAAAAUUCAUUUAUUUGUAUGCCUCAAAUUGAAAUUUAUCAUACAACAAAAUAA
Messenger RNA from Aphidius gifuensis, 1194 nucleotides. RefSeq names its product protein artichoke-like. Bases 1 to 1194 code for a protein of 397 amino acids. The transcript has 2 exons. NCBI's taxonomy places the organism in Eukaryota, Metazoa, Arthropoda, Insecta, Hymenoptera, Braconidae. Gene Ontology annotation, molecular function: protein binding. The record is from RefSeq and is a predicted model, not a curated record.